Messenger RNA from Ailuropoda melanoleuca (giant panda), 1554 nucleotides. It is a transcript of the gene ANKRD7, whose product is annotated as ankyrin repeat domain 7. The record is from RefSeq and is a predicted model, not a curated record. The transcript is spliced from 7 exons. Lineage: Eukaryota; Metazoa; Chordata; Mammalia; Carnivora; Ursidae. The coding region runs from base 348 to 1307 and encodes 319 amino acids. Gene Ontology annotation, molecular function: protein binding.
CCUGAUCUACUAGUAAGAUUGAUAGUGUAGCAGUCAAAGAUCUUAACUGAGAAUCUGGGUCUGGACGCCUUCAGUACCGAGUCCCUACAGGUGCGGGUGCUACUGCUGCGCUGGGCUCAGGGCGUUGCCAGGCAACUGAGAUGGGUGUGUUGCCCUAGGCGAGUGGUUCAACCGGUUUCUUGUCUUUGAUCACUUCCUGUCACUGGCUUACUUCCGGUCUCUGGCUAGCUUGGACUCUGCGGUGAAGACGGGUGGGGGAGGGGUUGGGGAUGUAGGGAGGGACCAGGCCCAAGGGGCAGGUGGGGCCGUUGUGAGCUGCAGGACACCCUGACCCAACUGAAGGACUUAUGCCCUGUGCCGCAAUGAAGAAGCUUUUCACUUUCUGGAGAAGGAAGGAUCAGCCCCACAAUCCCUCCUCGCACCUGCCCGUAGGCCGGGUCAGUACCCAUCACCCCACCCAGCCAGGCUACAACCUUCGAGAUAAGGAUUUAAAGAAACUUCACAAAGCUGUCUCAGUCGGGGAUUUGGAGAAGGUGAAGGAGUACCUUCAGCUCAAGAAACAUGAUGUGAAUAUACGGGACAGAAAAUACAGAACGCCUUUGCACCUGGCCUGUGCUAAUGGAUAUUCAAAUAUCGUAUCUCUCUUAAUUGAGAAAAACUGCAAAAUAAAUGUCUGCGAUAGUGAAAAACGGUCUCCCUUGACUAAGGCAGUACAGUGUGCUAAGGAAGAUUGUGCUGCUGUUCUUCUAAGCCACGGUGCAGACCCAAAUCUGGCGGAUUUAGACGGCAAUACUGCUCUCCAUUAUGCCGUCUGUGGCCAAAGUAUCUCAUUAGUUGAAAAAUUGCUUGAACACAAAGCUAAUCUUGAAGAUCAAAAUAAGGAUGGGUAUACUCCACUGUUACUUGCCAUUACUGAAAAUAAUGCAAAAAUGGUAGACUAUCUUCUGAAGAGAGGGGCAGAUGUGAAUGCUUCAGAUAAGAAUCAAAGAACAGCCCUUAUGAUUGCUAUAAGUGAUGAACCAACAAAUUUAGUCAGUCUUCUUCUUCAGCAAGAGGUGGACCUAUCUUGCCAAGAUAUUUAUGGAUUCACAGCUGAGGAAUAUGCUUCUUUUAAUGGCUUUACUGUAUAUCAUCAAUUAAUUGCCAAUUAUGGAAGGAAGAAGAACGUUGAACAGAAGUCUAACUCUGAAGAUACAACUUUGGGCACUGUAUUUGAUACAGAAGAGCUGAAGGAAGUUAUGGAUGAGAGUUUUGAAGAAGACCCAUUAGCAGGUAGGAUUUUUAUAGAUUUAUUACUUCUUAAAUAAGGGAAUGAAGGAAAUGGAACUAACAUUUAUUCGUGUUUUACUCUGGGCUAGAUGGGACAUUAUGUGCUUAAUGUGUUCUCUGUAUAAUAAUCAUAAUAGCUCUGCAAAGUUACCAUGCUGUCAUUUUCUUCUCUUUAUUAAUUACAAAAUUGUGAUUUAGGGAACUUGAUUAAUUGGCCCAAGAUCCCACAGUUAAUAUGUGCUGAACCAUAAUUUAACUCCAAGUCAGCCAGGCUUUCGGACCAAC